UACGGCAAGCUGCGACGGGUUGACUCGGACGCGGGGGAUACGAUAUCUGCCAGUGAGCUCGGAGCCACGCGCGACGACUCGCGCGAUGCGUCUUUUGUUCGUUAUCAGGCAUAUUUUGAUGUCGAUGAACACGCACGUCGCAAGCCCGUCGAACUCGAAUCCGGCACAUUCUAUGGCCAGCUCAGGUGUCUCUACCUCGUCAAGUUCCCGAGCGAUGCUGCCGCCGCUGCGGUCGGGGUUGAUAGCGGCAACGAGGUCGUCAUUGCCGCAAUACGCCGCUGUAAGGUUGAGACAGCUCAUGCACGACUCGACAUACAGUACUACAAGCGGGAGGGCGAGCUUGACUUCGUUGAUGUCAAGACCGUGCAAGCGUUGGUAGGACGUAUCUACGACAUCGACCGCUGGGCCAUCAUCGACCGCAGUGGAGAUCUCGCGCGUGCUGUAUUCGCAGAGGAGGUUCCGACCUAA
Messenger RNA from Schizophyllum commune H4-8, 468 nucleotides. RefSeq lists its product as uncharacterized. The transcript has 2 exons. NCBI's taxonomy places the organism in Eukaryota, Fungi, Basidiomycota, Agaricomycetes, Agaricales, Schizophyllaceae. The record is from RefSeq and is a predicted model, not a curated record. The annotation marks the transcript as partial.